This is a messenger RNA of Aspergillus welwitschiae, 658 nucleotides long. RefSeq lists its product as uncharacterized. NCBI's taxonomy places the organism in Eukaryota, Fungi, Ascomycota, Eurotiomycetes, Eurotiales, Aspergillaceae. The transcript has a single exon. The record is from RefSeq and is a predicted model, not a curated record. Bases 104 to 574 code for a protein of 156 amino acids.
AUUUGGGGGAUGUCCUCUUAGUCUUGAGUCCCCCCUCCCUCCCAAAUGGACAAAAACUCAAAGGGAAAACGGGAAAGGGAAAGGGAAAGAGAAGGGAACAAAGAUGUGCACUGCAAUUGAGGGAAUGGAUGGCCCAUGUUCCAACACUGGGACCGUCCCGGACCACAUUUCGAGUAAGAUCAGCAAAGCAACGACUGAGAACAAUUGGUUCAAAGUUGGAGAAAGAAGUCAACUAGUAGUAUUCUCUCACACACCACACACCCACGCAACGCACGCACACACAUGGGCAAGUCAGUCAGUCAAUCAGUUGUCAAGAUUGCUGUUGUCCGGGCCAAAUUGGCCAGUGCCCAUUGUCAAGUCCCCAUUUUCCGUCUUCCCCCUUCUCCUCCUUGCCUAUCUUGCUUUCUCAAUGUCGGUGACUUCGCUCUGGACUUGCCUUUUGGUCUUGCUUUGGACUUUUGGGCUCCACGGUAUGCACGUAAUUCCACAACCGAUGAAGCCAAUCCGAAAAAGCCGGUCCCCAGUUCUGAUAAGAGAGAGCACGAACGGAAAAAACGUCCGUAAGUAUACCUAAUCUAUCUGGCAGUAGUGGCUACUAGCAAUUUCGAGAAACAAGCGACUGGAAUAAAUUAUUUCUACACCAAUGGUGAAACGAUCC